Molecule: messenger RNA, 2078 nt
Organism: Daldinia loculata
Lineage: Eukaryota; Fungi; Ascomycota; Sordariomycetes; Xylariales; Hypoxylaceae
Product: protein serine/threonine phosphatase 2C
Exons: 3
Coding region: 425-1951 (508 amino acids)
Biological process (GO): protein dephosphorylation
Molecular function (GO): protein serine/threonine phosphatase activity
Source: RefSeq, a predicted model, not a curated record
CCAUGAUUUACCUACUCCAGACUCGGUACUGUCGGUUAGAGCGUUACUAUCUUGGAUCUUGGCUACUUGGGUGACUAAGGUGUACAAAUAUUCUAGGUUAGAUAUUCUGACCCCAGCAAACGGCGUGUUUGUUAUAUUGUUAUAUUCUUCAAUAUUCUAGAUUGGUAAGCCGACAUAUUUAUUAUAAGCCAUAAAAGACAUAUGUCUAAGGAAUUACAUCGGAGAAUAAAACCGUAUCGAGGACGCACAGUACAUGCAUUCGCUCACCGAUAUUCAAAGCAGCCUCACCAAUACCAUCUUCUGUUCUGUUAGCCAACUCCAAGAUUUAGUUUGAGGCAGUAGAACUAAAGGUAGAAAGGUGUCCUAUUCUUACAAGCUAAUUCCUACGGCAUAUUAAGCUCAGCUACAUGCAUUAUCUGCAAACAUGUUCUUCCCCCAGCUACUUCGUCAACGGCCUCGUCUCACUACGAUAACACGUCUGUCUCAUCUCGCACCGAGACCCCUAGCACGCUUUGCAAGUAACGGAGCACAUUCCAAGCCCUUCUCAACCGGUACCGUGGCUAUUUCCUUCGCCGCAGGACUAGCAUCAGCUACAACUGUGUACUGGUUUACCUCUCGUAGCAGCCAGACCCAAACACCAGGUCCUGCAGAAGCAUCUAGUGCUUUAAACGACAAGGGCAAUGGUAUUCCAGACCUAAAUAAGCUGGGCUUGUCCGAUCAGAUUGCUUAUAGCCCCACUCCCACUUCGGAGGACGUCACGCGCCAGUUGAACGAGCAUGCCUUCUCCGUACCCGGGGGAGGGAAUCCGGUGAGGAGAUACGACGGUGCUCAGUUGGCUUCUAAUAGUCCUUGCGAAGAUGCCUUCAUACACGGCAGCUUCUCUAAUCCCCUUGAUAAAAACAACGAGGACUGGCUCGCAUGGGGUGUUUUCGACGGCCAUUGCGGCUGGCAACUAUCAAAUCUCUUAACCAAACAACUAAUCCCGUACGUCCGGAAUGCUCUCGGUAAUGCCAAGCCCAAGGACGGAAAUCAACUCAGCGACGAGGACAUCCAAGAAGCCAUAAAAUCGGCUUUUACAACCCUCGAUGACACCCUGGUCAAGUCCGCCGCAGCAACUAUCGAGAGCGGUCUUUCUUUUGCAGAGAAAGUUAGAAGACUAGAGGCCGCGUACGCAGGCUCAUGCGCCCUCCUAGCUCUCCUCGAUCCGCAGAGUAGAAAACUCACGGUAGCGUCGACGGGAGACUGUCGGGCGGUCCUCGGCCAGAAGACCGCGGACGGCAAAUGGGCUGCUACGGAACUUACGACGGACUGCACAGGUGCUACCCCGAGCGAAGUCGCCCGCAUCCAGGCGCAGUUCCCCGACGAGCCCGAGAUAGUCAAAGGUGGCCGGGUGUGGGGUAUGCAGCCGUCCCGGACUUUCGGCGACGGCAUGUGGAAGUGGCCCGCGGCGCUGAAGGAGACCCUUCGUAACUACUACAACGGGCUAAGCUUGCCGUCUGCUAUACGGUAUGGCGCUUACAAGGAAGGGCCGUACCUGACUGCCGAGCCGUUGGUCACUACGACCAAGAUCCCAGAAUCUGGACCCUCGUUUCUAAUCUUAGCGACAGAUGGCUUGUGGGACGCGAUGACAAGCGAACAGGCUGUUGACUUAGUAGGGAAGUGGGUCGAGUGGCAGGCUCAGGGGCAAGGAAAGCCGGUGAAACCGAAGUCAGACGGUUUUGGCGAGGUAGUUCUUGGGCGCAAGCAGCAGUGCCGAUUCGAGGAGCAAAAGCUUACGCUGCAGGAUAACAACGCGGCUGUGCAUCUCGUGCGCAACGGCUUAGGAGGCGGCGACGAGAAAAUGGUGCAGGGCGCGCUGACGUUUAGGUACCCGAACUCGAGGGAUAUUAGGGACGAUAUUACCGUUCAGGUUGUCUUCUUUGCGCCUGCUAGCGGGAAGGGGGGGAAGUAAAGUAAAGUAAAGGGAGACGUAGGGGAAGGGGGGGUUGGUGAUGAUACAGUACAUGCUCAUAGCGGGCGUUGUGUAUACCCACUGGCGUUUGUUGAUUUCUUGGAUGUGGUAGAUGGCAUGUAUGAAA